This is a messenger RNA of Momordica charantia (bitter melon), 813 nucleotides long. RefSeq lists its product as uncharacterized. Lineage: Eukaryota; Viridiplantae; Streptophyta; Magnoliopsida; Cucurbitales; Cucurbitaceae. The record is from RefSeq and is a predicted model, not a curated record.
AUGUGGUAUGUAAAAUCCAAACAGUGGAAUGAUGGUUGCAAGUGGAGACUUCGUGCUCGUCGACGUAAAUCUCAUGGGAUGUUUGAAAUCAGUGUACUUGAGGAGGUUCAUUCAUGUUUAUAUGUCGAGCUUACACAGGAUCAUUCACAAUUGGACUCAAAUUUUAUGUGCAAUGAAAUUCAGAAUAUUGUACGACGUGAUCCUAGUACGUCUGUAGCUUCAUUACAAGAAGUCAUAAAAAAAGAUUUUGGAUAUUGUGUGAACUACAGACGUAUGUGGCAAGCUAAACGAAAAGCACUAAUUAAAGUUUUUGGAGAUUGGGAAAAAUCAUAUGAAGAGCUCUCAUACUGUUUGAAUGCUUUAGUGCAUUACAAUGUCGACACUCGAGUACUCUGGGACUUGAUACCUUCGAAUAAUCCUGGACAUCUUAUUGUUGGGCGAGUGUUUUGGUCAUUUGGUCCUGCAAUUGAAGGAUUUAAACAUUGUAGACCAUUAAUCCAGAUUGAUGGUACACAUCUGUAUGGCAAGUAUAAGGGAAAAUUACUUAUUGCCACCACAAUUGAUGCAAAUGGACAUAUAUUCCCUAUUGCUUUUGCUAUUGUGGAAGAGGAAAAUACUUCUAGUUGGUCGUGGUUUUUGUGUGCCUUGCGAAAUUUGGUUACCGAUCGAGAUGGAAUUUGUCUAAUUUCUGAUCGUCAUGGAGGUAUUUUGGCGGCUGUGAAAAAUAAGGAAAAUGGCUGGGUGAACCAAGAGCACAUCAUCGAUUUUGUCUCCGUCAUGUGGCUAGCAAUUUCAACAAAAAAUAUAAUUUGA